AUGGCAACCACCGCAUUUCUGACGAUUAUCUAUAGGAUCAUUGCGGAAGCCAAGCGACGCUUCGACCUGUGGGCCACGGGCAAAGACCAAAAUGCGGUGCACACCAACUUGCGGUCGGUCAUCUUCAGCCUCAAUGUAUCAGAAGGCGGUCGGAAGGAAUACGAGGCCGUCAAGGAAGAAUACCUCCGGACGGAUUCGGUGGAUGGCAAGGAGAUUUGCCUGAGCGCGCUCGGCCGCACGAAGGAGCCGGCCCUGGUACAGGACUACCUGGACUUUGUCUUUUCUGACAAGGUGGCUAUCCAGGACAUCCACAGCGGUGCCGUGUCUCUGGCGGCGAACUCCAAGAUGCGCCACCUGUUGUGGAAGUAUAUGAAGGAACAUUGGGAUGCCGUGUCGACGCGACUGUCGGCCAGCAACGUGGUGAUUGAGCGCUUUGUGCGAAUGGGGCUCACCAAGUUCGCCGAUCACGCGACCGGCGAGGACAUUGCGUCGUUCUUCCAGAACAAGGACACGAGCGCAUAUCAGCGGGCGCUGGUGAUUGUUUCGGAUAGCAUCCGGACCAACGCGUGCUACCAGGAGCGGGAUGCGGCGAAGGUGGUGGAGUGGCUGCAGGCGCAUCGUUAUGCGUAA
Molecule: messenger RNA, 630 nt
Organism: Penicillium lagena
Lineage: Eukaryota; Fungi; Ascomycota; Eurotiomycetes; Eurotiales; Aspergillaceae
Product: ERAP1-like C-terminal domain-containing protein
Exons: 1
Coding region: 1-630 (209 amino acids)
Biological process (GO): proteolysis; peptide catabolic process
Cellular component (GO): cytoplasm
Molecular function (GO): metalloaminopeptidase activity; zinc ion binding; peptide binding
Source: RefSeq, a predicted model, not a curated record